Messenger RNA from Dipodomys ordii (Ord's kangaroo rat), 678 nucleotides. RefSeq lists its product as uncharacterized. NCBI's taxonomy places the organism in Eukaryota, Metazoa, Chordata, Mammalia, Rodentia, Heteromyidae. The transcript has 5 exons. The coding region runs from base 1 to 678 and encodes 225 amino acids. The record is from RefSeq and is a predicted model, not a curated record.
AUGGCGAUGCAGUCAUUAUUGAAGCAGACCAGAAAGCAGUGCAUCAGGGCCGUGGCUAUUCACACCUGUGCCUUCACCAUGCCCCCCAUGACCGGGAUUCACGGGAAAACAGAUGGAGCCAUCAUGGAAAAACGCUGCGCGCUGCUUUCCGAGCUGCCUGAUGGGAAGGAGGCGUUUUGCUGGAAAUGUCAUUCCAGCGAUCCUACAGUCGCGAUAGUAUCACUACCCUCAUCACCAUUACCAUCAACACUGCCGCCAUCUCUACCACCAUUACCAUCACCACCACCAUCAUUACCAUCAACAUCACCACCACCAUCAACAUCACUAUCACCAUUACCAUCACCACCACCACUGCCUGGGUUUCGGAGGCUUGCCCCUGGGCCUGUGGUGGUGGUGGUGGUGGUUGUUUGUGAAAGCUCCACCCCGGACAUUGAGUGUGACUUCACCGAGCACCACACAGCCUGGAGAAUAAGAGCUCUGCAAACCAGGGCUGGACCUGGAGCAGGCCAGACACGAGAGGACACAGCUGGAGGAAGGCCAGAUCCAAGUGGGGGCCGUGACGCGGGACCGGAGUGGGCUGUGGAUUCGCCUGGAGCGCACAGGGCCCUCUGCGGCGUCUGGGCCGUGGCAGUGUGCAGUGAAAAGCGGGACCCCGGGCCCACGUACCGGGAGGGCUGA